This is a messenger RNA of Tarenaya hassleriana, 2137 nucleotides long. Its product is annotated as probable sodium-coupled neutral amino acid transporter 6. Gene Ontology annotation, molecular function: amino acid transmembrane transporter activity. The record is from RefSeq and is a predicted model, not a curated record. Lineage: Eukaryota; Viridiplantae; Streptophyta; Magnoliopsida; Brassicales; Cleomaceae. Gene Ontology annotation, biological process: amino acid transmembrane transport. The transcript is spliced from 7 exons. Bases 508 to 1887 code for a protein of 459 amino acids.
CCUCCUAGUCAGAGCCAACAACGACAACCGUGACGUGAGAGUAUAUAACCGGUUCCAGCUCCAUGAUCUGAAGCUACGUUUCCCCGAAUUUGUAUCGGAGAAAUCGAAAUCUUUUAACAGUCCCUCUUCUCUGUUUGGAGGGUACCCCUUGUGUCGAUCAUCACCUGUUUUCUUUCUGGGUGCAAUCAAUUCGAUCGAAAUCCGAGGAAAUAUCGUCUGGGUUUGAGAAAAGUUUCGAUUUUACGAACUGGGUUUGGGUUAAAUUGAAGCCCCUCUGAUCUUCAUCCUGUAUGUACUUCUGCAAGAAAAAUCAGUUGAUUCCUAGCCCAAUAUCUGCUACUUUUUGUCGAUUUUUGUCUGAUUCUGCUCGUGCGGAGAAAAGAUAUUCGAAUAUAUAAGAAUCUCAUAUAUCGAGUCAAGUCAAUCGAUUUUUUGAGACUCCGCAUCACAUCCCUACACGUUGAAAAUCUCAAACAGCGUUUCGGAGAAAUUCUCAGCCAUUGCAAGAUGACAAUCGUAGAUUCCACACCGAAUCCGAGAAGGAGCAGCUCCUCCGACGAUGGUGCUACUGCUCCGUUGUUGCCGAGAUACAGAGACGACGAAGUUGGUUUCGAUGAAUUCAACGGAGCUUCGUUUAGUGGAGCAGUUUUCAAUAUCUCCACAACCAUCAUCGGCGCCGGAAUCAUGUCUUUGCCGGCGACAAUGAAGAUCCUUGGCCUUGUUCUUGGUAUCGCAGCCAUCGUUUUCAUGGCCUUCUUGACGGAUGCAUCCGUUGAGCUGUUGCUCAGGUUUAGCAAGGCCGGGAAGAAACGAUCAUAUGGCGGUUUAAUGGGUGAUUCCUUUGGAAAAUGUGGAAGAAUUUUGCUGCAAGUUGCUGUUCUAGUCAACAACAUCGGUGUGCUGAUCGUUUACAUGAUCAUCAUCGGCGAUGUGUUGGCGGGGAAGACAUCAGAUGGAACCCACCAUGCGGGAGUUCUUGAAGGAUGGUUCGGGGACCAUUGGUGGAACAGCAGAACUUCCGUACUUCUCGUCACAACUCUGUUCGUAUUCGCUCCAUUGUCAUGCUUUAAACGAAUUGAUUCUUUACGAUUCACAUCCGCAUUGUCGGUGGCCCUAGCCGUCGUUUUCCUCGUCAUAACGGCCGGAAUUGCUAUCACGAAGUUGAUCAAAGGCGGUGUAAUGAUGCCGAGGUUGCUACCCGACGUGACCAACUUAUCGUCGUUCUGGAAUCUCUUCACCGUCGUACCAGUUCUCGUCACCGCAUAUAUCUGCCACUAUAACGUUCACAGCAUACAGAACGAGCUCGAAGACUCCUCCCAGAUAAAACCCGUCGUCCGAUCCGCCCUUACUUUAUGCUCGUUCGUUUACAUAAUGACGAGCCUUUUCGGGUUCCUCUUAUUCGGGGACGACACUCUCGACGACGUCCUCGCCAACUUCGACACCGACCUCGGAAUCCCGUUCGGGUCCAUCCUAAAUGACGCUGUCCGGGUCAGCUAUUCUGCUCACCUCAUGCUCGUUUUCCCGAUCGUCUUCUACCCUUUGCGGCUUAACAUCGACGAGCUCGUUUUCCCGACCGCCCCCUCGUUAACUUCCUCCAAUCUGAGAUUCGGUUGCAUCACUGCAAGUCUCAUCACUGUAAUAUUCUUGGGCGCAAACUUCAUUCCCAGCAUAUGGGACGCCUUCCAGUUUACAGGAGCAACUGCUGCUGUCUGUCUUGGCUUCAUAUUCCCGGCCGCUGUUACUCUCAAGGACCGUCACGACAGAGCAACGAGGAGGGACAAGAUCUUAGCCGCGUUCAUGAUCGUCCUCGCUGUGUUUUCCAACGCCAUCGCCAUUUACAGCGACGCAUACGCCUUGUUCAAGAAGAACACUUCCCCUCACGAAUGAUCUUGAACCUUCUGUCUCAGCCCGAGGUUUCGAUGUUUUUUUUUCCCUGGAGAAAUCAAUCCACCAGGUGGAUCCGGGUUCGGGUCGGAAAAUAAUAAUGAAAGGAGGACGAAACUUGUGCCCAUUUGUAUAAUCGUGGUCGGUGUUUUGUCCGCAACGACCACUUCCAUGUACAAUCAUAUUUAUCUUUUUUAAUGUAUAUCUUUUUCUUCUCUAUGAGCUGAAUAAUCCUCUGAAAACUUGGACUGAA